Chelmon rostratus (copperband butterflyfish) is the source of this 1494-nucleotide messenger RNA. RefSeq names its product TUB bipartite transcription factor (gene tub). The transcript is spliced from 12 exons. Lineage: Eukaryota; Metazoa; Chordata; Actinopteri; Chaetodontiformes; Chaetodontidae. Gene Ontology annotation, cellular component: cilium. Gene Ontology annotation, biological process: protein localization to cilium. Bases 1 to 1494 code for a protein of 497 amino acids. The record is from RefSeq and is a predicted model, not a curated record.
AUGAGCUCCAAGCUCUCCUCCGACUGGAUCCCCUACAGCACUUUAGAUGACGAGGGCACCAACCUCCGACAGCAGAAACUGGACAGACAGCGAGCGCUCCUUGAACAGAAGCAGAAGAAGAAGAGGCAGGAGCCUCUGAUGGUCCAGUCUAACGUGGAUGGGAGAUCUCGCACUCGUCGGACCAAACAGAGCGAGGAACAGGCUCCGCUGGUGGAAUCCUACCUCAGCAGCAACAGCAGCACCAUCUACCAUGUGCAAGAAGCUGAACAGGAGGAGGUGAAGGUGAUAGCGGACACACAGCCGCCUCGCUCGGCCAAAAAGGGCAAAGCAUCGGCCAGCUCCACCCCACAGACGGGCAGCGACAAGAAGGAGAGGAAGGGGAAGCACAAAGCAGCGAUCGAUGGCCUGGCUGCCCAGCAGGACGAUGGUCAGAUCCAGAUCCUGACAGUGGGUCACAACACGUCGGAGGAGAGCGAGGCAGAGCCCGUCAUGAGCUGCACUCAGUCCCAGAGUAAACAGGACCUGCGCGUCACCAUGCUCAAGAAAGGUAUAUCCAGCAGUAUGAAUUUCGAUGAAGAGGAGGACGACGAAGAUGAAAUUAGCUCCAGUUCCUCACAGCUCAACAGCAAUACCAGACCAGGCUCUGCCACAAGCAAGAAGUCAUGCAAGGAGGUCGCAUCAGCACCCACUCCGCCAGUCAAUGAGCCUGCCAUCGAUGUGGAUGACCUUGAGGAGUUUUCUCUGCGACCUGCACCUCAGGGGGUCAGAGUGAAGUGCAGAAUCACCAGAGAUAAGAAGGGCAUGGACAGAGGCAUGUAUCCCACCUACUACCUGCACCUGGAGAGAGAGGAUGGCAAGAAGGUGUUCCUGUUAGCUGGCAGGAAGAGGAAAAAGAGUAAAACAUCAAAUUACCUCAUCUCCAUUGAUCCCACUGAUCUGUCCCGAGGUGGAGAGAGCUUCAUCGGUAAACUGAGGUCUAACCUCAUGGGAACCAAGUUCACUGUAUACGACAGCGGUCUGAACCCUAUGAAGAGCACCACCAGCCUCGAAGCUAGCAACCUGCGCCAAGAGCUAGCAGCCAUUUGCUAUGAAACCAAUGUCUUAGGAUUCAAAGGACCUCGCAAAAUGAGUGUCAUCAUUCCUGGAAUGAACAUGGACCACGAGAGAGUGUCUAUUCGCCCACGAAAUGACCAUGAGUCACUGCUGGCCAGGUGGCAGAACAAGAACACAGAGAGCGUGAUUGAACUUCACAACAAGACGCCCGUGUGGAACGAUGACACACAAUCCUAUGUGCUCAACUUCCACGGCAGAGUCACUCAGGCCUCCGUCAAGAAUUUCCAAAUCAUCCAUGACAAUGACCCUGAUUACAUUGUGAUGCAGUUUGGCCGUGUAGCAGAAGAUGUCUUCACCAUGGACUAUAACUACCCAAUGUGUGCCCUGCAAGCCUUCGCCAUUGCGCUUUCCAGCUUUGACAGCAAGUUAGCCUGUGAAUAG